This is a messenger RNA of Echinococcus granulosus, 2175 nucleotides long. RefSeq names its product Dolichyl-diphosphooligosaccharide--protein glycosyltransferase subunit STT3A. The coding region runs from base 1 to 2175 and encodes 724 amino acids. Gene Ontology annotation, biological process: post-translational protein modification. The record is from RefSeq and is a predicted model, not a curated record. The transcript is spliced from 13 exons. Lineage: Eukaryota; Metazoa; Platyhelminthes; Cestoda; Cyclophyllidea; Taeniidae. Gene Ontology annotation, cellular component: membrane. Gene Ontology annotation, molecular function: dolichyl-diphosphooligosaccharide-protein glycotransferase activity.
AUGCUUUCACACAAGAAACAACAAACUCUAGUGUUGAUUUUGGUCCUUUGCUUGUCGGGAACUAUGGCAAUUCUAACUAGGUUCUUUUCUGUGUUACGAUUUGAAUCAAUGAUACACGAGUUUGACCCAUAUUUUAACUACCGGACAACUAAAUUUAUGACAGAAGAAGGAUUUUAUAGUUUUCAUAAUUGGUUCGACGAUAUGGCGUGGUAUCCUCUUGGUCGCAUUAUCGGUGGCACGAUCUACCCUGGGUUAAUGAUGACCGCUACUCUAUUUUAUCGACUUUUUCACCUGGUUCACUUAACAAUUGAUAUCCGCAAUGUAUGUGUGUUUCUCGCCCCCGCAUUUUCCUGUUUCACCGUGUUCGUUACGUUUCUUCUUACUAAAGAGGCGGUGGACUUGCCAUCGGCCCUUGUGGCCUCAGCAAUGAUCUCUAUCGUUCCUGGAUAUACCAGCCGAUCUGUCGCUGGUUCCUAUGAUAAUGAAGGCAUCGCCAUCUUCUGUAUGCUUUUAACAUUCUACUUUUGGGUCAAAUCUGUGAAUACUGGGUCAAUAAUUUCCUCGGUUUUGACUGGAAUCGCUUACUUUUACAUGGUUUCCUCUUGGGGAGGUUAUGUGUUCUUGCUCAACACGAUACCUUUGCAUGUUCUCACUCUCAUGAUAUCUGGUCGCUUUUCUCACCGUAUUUACGUCGCUUACUCCGUCUUUUAUUGUAUUGGCACUCUUCUGUCUAUGCAAAUAAGUUUUGUCGGCUUUCUGCCCAUCCUUUCAAGCGAGCAUAUGGGGGCUCUUGGUGUCUUUGGUUUGUGCCAGAUUGUCGCUUUCGCUAACUACUUACGGACGCGAACAACAGAGGACCGUUUUUAUCAGAUUCUUCGUCUUGGUGCCUCUACCUUGGGUUUAAUUUUUUGCAUUGCUGUGGGAGUUUUGUACUUUUCAGGAAAAAUCGCUCCAUGGACGGGUCGUUUUUAUUCUCUUUUGGAUUUGAGCUACGCCAAAAAUCACCUACCUAUUAUCGCUUCCGUUUCCGAACAUCAACCGACAACAUGGAGCUCUUACUUCUUCGACCUUCACUUUAUGACUAUUUUCUUUCCCGUCGGUUUGUACUACUGCUUCAAAAAGAUGACGGAUGCAAGCAUCUUUGCUAUCAUAUAUGGUAUACUAAGUCUCUACUUUUCUGGCGUAAUGGUACGGUUGAUGCUUGUUUUGGCCCCCAUUAUGUGCAUCCUCUCGGGUGUGGCUGUUUCCAAUAUCCUCCGAACAUUCCUGCCCAACAUGAUCGCUGGCUCAUCGCCCCGUGAUAGCUUCACAGCGGGUGCUAACUUAAGCAGUGCUUUAUCUCAGAAACGUCUUUCAUCGCUUGGCAAGCAGACGAAAAACUCCAUCACAGGGAACUAUCUCGAUCUAACGUAUCCUUUUAAAAGUCAAGUUGCCUCUAUUGUGGUUGCUGCAGUUGUAAUAGUUCUGGCACUCUACAGCCAGCACUGUAUUUGGGUCACCUCGAAUGCCUACUCCUCACCCAGCAUCGUUAUGGCUGCGCAGCGGUCGAACGGUGAAACGGUCCUCUUCGAUGACUAUCGUGAGGCGUACUACUGGCUCCGACAGAAUACUCCUCCUGAUGCCAAAAUAAUGUCGUGGUGGGAUUAUGGCUAUCAGAUAACAGCCAUCGCAAAUCGCACGGUACUGGUGGACAACAACACGUGGAAUAACACUCACAUCGGGCGUGUCGGGCAGGCUAUGGCCUCCAGUGAGGAAGACGCCUACGAAAUUCUUCGUGAGCUAGAUGUGGACUACGUUCUGGUCAUUUUCGGGGGUGCCUCCUCGUACUCCUCUGAUGAUAUCAAUAAGUUUCUGUGGAUGGUUCGCAUUGCGGGAAGCACUGAGAAGGGUCGGCAUGUCAAAGAAAUGGACUACUUCAGCAAGGCUGGAGAGUAUCGCGUUGACAAGGAGGGGUCAUCUACCUUUCUAAACUGCCUUCUCUACAAAAUGUCGUACUAUCGAUUUUGGGAGAAGUACACCUCUCCUAACCAUCCUCCCGGUUAUGACCGCGUUCGAAAUGCUGUAAUUGGGAAUAAGGACUUUGAAUUGGAGACAUUGGAGGAAGCAUUCACCACCGAGAACUGGAUCGUUCGCAUUUUCCGCGUGAAGAAAUUCCUGAAUCGUGGACACGUAUAA